ACCGAUUGGAAAACCAUUAUCCACUGGAAAAUAAUCUCCCUCCAAAUAUUUCUGACAUUAUCUGUCGUCUUCUUCCCCAAAUGUUCACCACAUAAACCCUAGCGAUCAAUUUCUCCAGAAAUCAACCAACAAUCGUUCAUGGCGUCUUCUUCUACCUUUCUGGAAUUAACUCCAUUUCAAUGGAAUCAACCUCUUCCAUACAUGAAACGACCCCAUCAUCGUAGUGUUCUUCUCUACGCCAAACCUCAACAGAGAUCAAAUUCGAUUCGUCUCCAAAUCUCCGUAAAAUAUAAACAAUCGACGAAUUCAGAUUCAGAUUUGCGAUCCAAUUCGAAUCCAUUUGAACAAAUCGCGAUUCAGGUCAAGAAAGCGUUAGAUUCGUUGAAGAAACCUGCUAUAGCUGCUGUUUUGCUUGGUUUGCUUCUGUUCUAUGAUCCUAAUUCGGCUUUAGCUGCGUCUGGUGGUAGAAUUGGUGGUAAUUCCUUCUCGUCGAGGUCUCGAAGCUCGUCUUCUUCUUCUCAAUCGUAUUCUGUGCCGAGAACAUCGAGUCCGAGCUUUUCGUACUCUGCUAGGACCGCUCCGUACUAUGGACCGUCACCGUUCGGUGGGGGUUUGAUGGGUCCGGCCGUUGGUUUUGGGUUUGGUGGGUUUUCGAGCUUCUCUUUGAUUCUGGUUGGUUUCGCUGCGUUUGUUUUGGUCUCUGGAUUCCUCUCAGAUCGGUCACAGGACGAUAGCAUUUUAACCGAUACUCAGAAAACUAGCGUCAUUAAGCUACAGGUGGGGUUGCUGGGUUUGGGGAGGACUCUACAGCAAGAUUUUAAUCGUCUUGCUGAAAGUGCAGAUACAUCCACACCGGAGGGUCUGAGCUAUGUGUUAACCGAGGCAACAUUGGCUUUGCUGAGGCACCCGGACUAUUGCAUCUCUUGUUAUUCAUCAGUGGAUGUGAAGCCGAGUAUAGAAAAAGGAGAGAAGCGAUUUAACCAACUCUCCAUUGAAGAACGGGGAAAAUUUGAUGAGGAGACACUUGUUAACGUGAAUAGCAUAAAGAGACAAAGCUCAAAGAUCAAGAAAGCUAGCGGUUUCAGCAAUGAAUAUAUUGUGGUAACCAUCUUGGUGGCUGCAGAGGGUAUACAUAAACUGCCACCAAUAAACGGAACUACAGAUCUGAAGGAAGCCUUACUGAAACUCGGGUCAAUACCAAGAAACAAAAUAAUGGCAGUAGAAGUACUAUGGACACCGCAGAACGAGGCCGACGCAUUGUCAGAAAGGGAACUACUUGAAGAUUACCCACUUUUGAGGCCAUUGUAAAUCAUUGUCAUAAUACCAAAUAGAACCAAUCCCUUGUUAGACGGUACAGUUUCUUACUCUGUAAACACACCAUAACUGUCCUUAUAAGGUUAUACUUAUACCAUAAACCAGAGAAACCGGAAAUGAAGGCAAUUAAGAAUCUAAGGGACAGAGUUCAAAUUUGACACCAUUAAUGAUGACAUUUAAUA
Molecule: messenger RNA, 1496 nt
Organism: Arabidopsis lyrata subsp. lyrata
Lineage: Eukaryota; Viridiplantae; Streptophyta; Magnoliopsida; Brassicales; Brassicaceae
Exons: 6
Coding region: 139-1308 (389 amino acids)
Cellular component (GO): chloroplast
Source: RefSeq, a predicted model, not a curated record